Messenger RNA from Sardina pilchardus (European sardine), 1971 nucleotides. RefSeq names its product coagulation factor IXb (gene f9b). The transcript has 8 exons. Gene Ontology annotation, cellular component: extracellular region. Bases 157 to 1698 code for a protein of 513 amino acids. The record is from RefSeq and is a predicted model, not a curated record. Gene Ontology annotation, biological process: proteolysis; blood coagulation. NCBI's taxonomy places the organism in Eukaryota, Metazoa, Chordata, Actinopteri, Clupeiformes, Clupeidae. Gene Ontology annotation, molecular function: serine-type endopeptidase activity; calcium ion binding.
AACAGGCGAUGUUCAGUUCAGUUGCACACAGCUGGACACACACAUGCGUAGGCCUUAGGCAAUCAAAGUGCUUGUGCUCUUUAGAUUGUUUACUUGUGAAGCAAAUGGUCAUCUGUAUUCUUUUUUCGUCUUUUGUACGUCUUUUUUUUAAAAAGCAUGGGAAAGAUUUUUCUGUCACUCCUGGUGGUCUCUCUUUUGGUGGAUAAAUGGUUUACAUAUGGAGCGUCCGUGUUUGUGUCGCCACAAACGGCGAGCACGGUGUUGCGGAGGCAGCGCAGGUACAACAGCGGGCACCUGGAGGAGGUGAUGCAGAGGGACAACCUGGAGAGGGAGUGCAUAGAGGAGAAGUGCACCUGGGAGGAGGCCAGGGAGGUGUUUGAGGACAAUGCCAAAACGAUGGAGUUCUGGACUGGUUAUAUAGAUGGGGAUCAGUGUGAAUCCUCUCCUUGUCAGAACGGAGGAAGGUGUCAGGAUGGCAUGAGUUCCUAUGUGUGCUGGUGUCCCUCAGGCUUUGGUGGAAAGAACUGUGAGAUCGAGAUUGCUCGUCAGUGUGACGUGGAUAAUGGCGGCUGUGAACAGUUCUGUGUUGAAGAUAAAGUACGAGGUGCCACAUGUGUGUGUGCCCCUGGGUACCGGCGGGGGCCAGACAAGAUGAACCACUGCGAACCACUAAGUCAAUACUCCUGUGGUCGAAUUAGCAAAACCAUAAAGAACAAACUAUCCGGAAGAUCUGUCAUAGACGCGGAAACAGUUAACCUGAAUGACAUGUCAUUCAACAGCCCUCUGAACAUAUCAAAUCAAACCUCCUCUGAGAACAACACCCUUGAUCUCAAUGGCACAGCCAGUCCAGUAUCACUAGAGGUCCACAGCACCCAGCAGCCAGCAGUGAACAAUUGGACGAUUCCUCUCUGGCAUUUCUACCCAACCACCAAGACAAUCAUCCCUGAAUCAUCCAUAGACGAGCGGAUCGUCGGCGGAGAUGAGGCCACUCGAGGAGAGAUUCCAUGGCAGGUGGCUAUAAUCAACAAAGCCACCACUGUAGUCUUCUGUGGAGGGUCACUACUGAGUGAAGUCUGGGUCAUCACAGCAGCCCACUGUAUAGCUGAGAGUAAGGGACCUUACUUCGUCCGACUUGGUGAACAUGACACACGCCAGAAUGAAAACACCGAGCGUGACCACGAGGUCCACAUGGUCUUCUUCCACCCUCGUUACGAUGCUAAGAAGAGCCUCUACAACCACGACAUUGCUCUGCUCCAACUCCGGAACCCUGUCAUUUUCUCCGACUACAUCAUCCCCAUCUGCCUGGGCCCCAAGGACUUCACCGAGUCCAUCCUGAAGGGUGUGGACACGUCCCUGGUCAGCGGUUGGGGCCGGACACUCUUCAACGGCCGUGACUCGCCCACGCUGAUGAAGGUAGGGGUGCCUUACGUGGACCGGACCGAGUGUAAGGGCAGCAGCAGUGACGUGUCCCGCUUCAUGUUCUGCGCCGGCUACAACACCGUGAAGAAGGACGCGUGCCAAGGGGACAGUGGUGGACCGCACGCCUCCAAGUACAAGGACACCUGGUUCCUCACGGGCAUCGUCAGCUGGGGGGAGGAGUGCGCUAAGGAGGGCAAGUACGGCAUCUACACACGCAUCUCCAGAUACUUCCACUGGAUCUCCAACGUCACAGGCUUGACCAACAUGUCCACAAAGUGACCACGGACACAAAGCAAAUGAGAAACAGCUUGUUAAGAGGAAUGCCAAAUGUCUUAUGCUGUGUCAAUUCAUACAGGGACACCGCUCUAGUUAAUGUGCUGUCUUCGGCUAAACAACAUGCAGCGUCAAAGGUUGUGAAGGAUGUAUCGGAAAUAAUUGUAAGCUUUCUAAGCAUUCCAUAGAGACUGAUGAUAUUUAUUUAAUUCAAAAUAAUUCAUUCAAGAGUAAAAUAAAUAAAGAAACAAAUAAAGAUGUCCUCUUAAAAUAGUUUGU